AUGGAAAAUAGAAAAUACACACGGGAGGAGUUUUUUGACCUGUCGAACGAAAGGUUAUUGCAAAAUCCUGUUGAAAACAAAACAAAUACUAAAAGUUUUAAAGGCCAACCCCUGUUGAAUGAAAUUGAUGGUUCAGAGCUGAUUAGCAAACCGGCAGAAUUGAGCAGCAGUUCCACGGAACUGGUACGGUACCACUCCGUGGUAGAAUUGGAUGAAAACGAUGACGAUUUCGAUAGCUGUAAGGAUUCCACGGACAAUGUUAACCAGCGGCCUAAGAUUGGUUGGCAUUUAGCCCAACCGGAACUCUCCAACUUUGUACAGAAGAAAUCGAUCGCUCAAGGUAUGAUGGACCUGGCCUUGGUGUCAGCUAACACCAACCAACUCCGUUACGUGAUAGACAUCGGCCAGAGGCAUCCGUAUUUCUACACCAGUAUGGCCCUAAUCAUCACGAGUUUAGUGAUGCAGUUAAUCGUUGGCCUUGCACUAAUCUACAACAGCCGGUUUAACAUAAGAAAGAAACGAGAGAUGCAAUCUGCCGAUCGCAUCAACGAUCUGUCCGUGAUCGGAGUGUUUUUGAUCACACUUGUCAACGUAUUUAUCUCGACGUUCAAUGGAUCAAACUCAGACCUUUACUCAGCAGAAGCAACUGCAGUGUCAAGCGAUGUGACGAAUUCUGCGCUAAAUAUGGCAGACCCACAGAAUGGAACCAUUUCCAGUAUGCCUGCUAACGGUGUCGAUGGAAUAUGA
Molecule: messenger RNA, 747 nt
Organism: Sabethes cyaneus
Lineage: Eukaryota; Metazoa; Arthropoda; Insecta; Diptera; Culicidae
Product: ninjurin-2-like
Exons: 3
Coding region: 1-747 (248 amino acids)
Biological process (GO): cell adhesion; tissue regeneration
Cellular component (GO): membrane
Source: RefSeq, a predicted model, not a curated record